AUGCAUCACCUCCCACUACUCCUAUCAAUAAUCAUCGCGGUCGCAGCCCCACUAGCAGGGGCCAUCCCAGCCCAAGCCGGGACACACAGUGCGACACAAGUAUACCAAACAACCGACAAAUACCCACUCGCAAACCCAGGCAACAUCCCCGCCCACGACCCAAACAUCAUCCUGCACGAUGAGCACUACUACCUCUUCAAAGGCGGGAUCAACAUCCCAAUUUUCAAAUCCGCCAACAUAUCCGGGCCAUGGGAAAAGCUCGGCACAGUCCUAACCGGCGACAGCAUAAUCCGCAAAGGCAACCGGGCACGACCCUGGGCGCCAACAACAAUUGAAAGAAACGGCACAUUCUACUGCUACUACACGCUGAGCGCACGGGGGUCCCGUAACAGCGCGAUUGGCGUCGCGACGACAACAGCCCUCGACGGCAGUCCCUGGACUGACCACGGCGUCGUCAUUAACACGGGCACGGGCGCUGGGUCGGGAGUGUGGCCAUACACGAUUACGAAUGCCAUCGAUGCGUCUGUGGUUGUUGACCGGGACUCCGGCCAGGCGUAUCUCAACUAUGGAAGCUUUUGGCAUGAUAUAUGGCAGGUCCCGCUGGCGGAUGAUCUGCUUUCUGUGAAAGAUGCCGAUAAGCCGGAUGCGGUGCAGUUGACGUUUCUCCCGCGUGUUAAGCCUAAGCCUGAGGAGGGGUCGUGGAUGAGUUUUCGGGAUGGGUUCUAUUAUGUCUGGUUUAGUCAUGGGAAGUGCUGUAACUUCCAGGGUGGGUUCCCUGCGCGUGGGAAGGAGUAUAGUAUUCGUGUUGGAAGAUCGAAGAGUGUGCGUGGGCCUUUUGAGGAUAAGGAUGGGAGGUCGUUGCUCGAUGGGGGUGGCACGGUGGUUUAUGGUUCUAAUCAUGGGGUUGUGUAUGCGCCUGGUGGUUUGGGAGUCUUGGCUGGGAAUAAUGACUCCGUGUCGGAUAUUCUCUACUAUCAUUAUUUGAAUACGUCGAUUGGUUUUGAGCAUGCGCAAGCUCAGCUCGGCUGGAACUAUCUAGACUAUGAGGAUGGGUGGCCGGUGCCUACCGGAGGCCAAGAUGCUACCACGGCCAAUGUCGCCUUCGGUUAUGGACCUCCUAGCUGGGGUUACCUAGCAAGUGUUUUGGGUGUAUGGCUGUGCAUGGGGCCAUAG
This is a messenger RNA of Penicillium psychrosexuale, 1173 nucleotides long. RefSeq lists its product as uncharacterized. The transcript is spliced from 3 exons. The record is from RefSeq and is a predicted model, not a curated record. Gene Ontology annotation, molecular function: arabinan endo-1,5-alpha-L-arabinosidase activity. Gene Ontology annotation, biological process: carbohydrate metabolic process. Bases 1 to 1173 code for a protein of 390 amino acids. NCBI's taxonomy places the organism in Eukaryota, Fungi, Ascomycota, Eurotiomycetes, Eurotiales, Aspergillaceae.